Cataglyphis hispanica is the source of this 3734-nucleotide messenger RNA. RefSeq names its product cGMP-dependent protein kinase, isozyme 1-like. Bases 757 to 2931 code for a protein of 724 amino acids. The transcript has 13 exons. Gene Ontology annotation, molecular function: cGMP-dependent protein kinase activity; ATP binding. NCBI's taxonomy places the organism in Eukaryota, Metazoa, Arthropoda, Insecta, Hymenoptera, Formicidae. The record is from RefSeq and is a predicted model, not a curated record. Gene Ontology annotation, biological process: protein phosphorylation.
AUACCCCCACAUUGCCGAUCGUAUCUACUACUACGGAAAACGCGAACGUAUUUUUCUGUUAGUGGCUCCGAGGCCGAGCUGUCGAUAACACCGGAGUUAUUUCGCCUAUCAGCACUUUUCGGCUCAGAUCGGCGAAUCGGCGGUGAGGCCGAUAAGCCUGACACGCGUAGAAUUUCGAUAUCAAGAAAAGGUAUUAAGUGAACGUUCUAUUGACACAACUGACGCAUCGAUCAUCACGCAAGGAAGUUACUUUCGCCGAUAACGCGACUAACAAACUAAUUUAGACGGCAGUUAUUAACACACGGUAUAUAUGAACUUUCUCUAUUGCAUCAGGCCGAUUUGUAAUAAAGGAAAAAUUAUGUGCCCAAAAUUUCGAAAAUCCUACAACGAUAUAGAAAUAUUUGUUGAAUCUAACUUCAAUAUAAUGAUGAAUUUAAACUAUUGGUAAGCAAACUCGAUGUGACAAUCAAAUUGUCAAAUAAUUAGACUUCAGUGAUUUUGCCAAAUUUUUUUCAAUUUAACGAUUUGAUGACAAACGAUCAUUGUGUGAUUAAGAAUAAUCUGACAGAAGUGACAAGAAUGUAAUUGUGAAUGUGUUUUAGAAGACAUAUGCGUGUAUAGAGUGGAAUAUUUUACACUUUAUCGUAUCUUGCCGCAUGAGAUCACAAAGAUAAAUCGGUAAUACAACGGACAAAAUCCUGAAAUUCAAAAGGCGUUAAAAGAAUUUGCUUUGGACAUGCAGUGGAUGAAAAUAACAUGAGGUUUUCUUGCUUUCCAAAGGCCACCAUCUUUCCGCAGAAGGGUAGCAUUAAUGUUACCCCUCCGCCAGGCCAUGAGGAAUCUAAUAACUUCAAUAUAGGCGUUAUACGUCCAAUACCCGGUACUCUAUCCUCCUUUACCCAGUAUUCUGGUCCAACUAUAAAUGGCAGCGGUCCAUCAUCGUCUACAUCAUCCACAUCAUCGACAAAGUCUAUAGUAUCACCGCCGCCAUCUCAAGCCAAACAUGUUGAUCAUUUUUCUACGCAUCAAGAACAAUCCAGAUUAGAAAACGGACCUGCCGCCGAAAAUAAUGAACAGCACGUGAACAAUCCAAGGGGUGGCGUCAUUGGAAGAGCGCCGACGCCACCCUCGGCACCAACGCCCGUAUACGAAAAAGAUGCCAGGAGUGCGAGACAAAUUAAAAGGGCCAUUUUGGAAAACGAAUUUCUAGGUAAUCUCGAAGAAAAUCAAGUUGAGGCACUUGUCUCCGCAAUGUAUCCUAAACAAAUUCCUGCUAAUACUCUAGUUAUCCGGGAAGGUGAUAUAGGUUCGCAUUUGUAUGUGUCCGCGGAGGGGGAGUUCGAAAUUUACCAAGGAAGUAAAUUUCAAAGACGCUUUGGGCCGGGAAUUGCAUUUGGAGAGAUUGCUCUUUUGUAUAAUACAAAAAGACUUCGAUCUAUCAACGUAAAGACAAAUGGAAAAGUAUGGGUAUUAGACAGAUCGGUAUUUCUCACUAUAAUGAUAAGAACAGCCCAAGAGCAAUUGGAAGGCAAUAUCCGUUUUCUUCAACGCGUUUCCGUUCUCCAAAAGCUUCCCGAACCCAAAGAUCAUGUGCUUGCGAAGAUAUCUGAUCUCAUAAGAAUAGAAUUUUUCCCGGCUGGAGCGAAAAUAUUGCGGCAAGGCGAGAAAGGGGAGAAAUUUUACAUAAUCAGCGGUGGUAAUGUACGUAUUACUAAGGAUACCGAAUACGGAGGCGAGGAGGAACUUGUGGUCCUCGGCAAAGGAGAUUAUUUUGGUGAAUUGGCUCUCUAUGAUGACGGAGGUGAACGACGUGCUAACGCGAUUGCUCUUGCACCUGGUGUCGAAUGUCUGACAUUAGAUAGAACGUCAUUCUUAAAUUAUCUGGGAAGUCUGGAUGAAAUUCGUAAUAAGGACUGGUUAGCAGAAUAUGAGAAGCAGAAGCGUUCAUUGACUCCAAAAAAAUGGACCAAUGAGUAUGCAAAUUUGACCUUAGCCGAUCUUGAAACAAGAGGAACGUUGGGAGUGGGUGGAUUCGGACGAGUCGAACUAGUCACGCUUAAAUCCGAUCCGAACAAAAGUUUCGCUUUGAAGAAACUCAAAAAGAAGGUCAUGGUCGAACAGCAACAACAAGAACACGUGCUAAACGAGAAACACAUUAUGCAAGCGUGCGAUUCACCAUUCAUAUGCAAGCUUUAUCAGACAUACAAAGACAGCAAAUACGUCUAUUUCCUGAUGGAAGUAUGUCUUGGGGGAGAUGUGUGGACGACUCUGCAAAAGAGACGCUAUUUCGACGAUGCUACCGCGCAAUUCAUGGUCGGUUGCGUGGUCGAAGCCCUCGAUCAUCUCCAUUCGUUAAAUAUCGUUUAUCGAGAUCUUAAACCCGAGAAUCUUAUGCUCGACAUGCGCGGCUACUUGAAAUUGGUGGACUUUGGUUUUAGUAAAAAAAUUGGUCCGGCCAAAACAUGGACGUUUGCUGGCACACCUGAAUAUGUCGCACCGGAAAUUAUCUUGAACAAAGGACACGAUAGGGCGGUGGAUUACUGGGCCCUUGGUAUCUUAACGCACGAGCUUCUCAUCGGUAAACCACCUUUCCGAGGAUCCGAUCAUAUGACAACUUAUAAUAAAAUCUUGAAAGGAAUUGAAAUGAUCGGUAUACCAAGCAUUGUCAAUAAAAACGCGAAUAAUCUCAUUAAGAAAUUACUUCGUUUAAGUCCCUCGGAACGAUUAGGUUAUCAACGAAACGGAAUACAAGACAUCCGCGAUCACAAAUGGUUUUCCGGAUUCAACUGGCAAGCACUUCGAAGAUUAGCUUUGCCGGCUCCCAUCGUACCAACGGUACGACAUCAACUCGACACACGGAAUUUCGAAAGAUAUCCACCAGACCGUGAUAUUCCGCCAGAUGAAUUUUCCGGUUGGGAUAUCGAUUUCUAAGAAUAAAUUAUCGAUAUAAUAGCACUAAAUAAUAGAUAUUAAAAUAAUACGAUCUUUUGCUGUAUAAAAAUUUUUUUUUGUUUAUUCAUUUUAAUAAUCAAAAUAAAAAAUAAAGCCUUUUAUUAAUUGUCACUAGAAAAAAGUAAUAUGAUAAAGAUAUGAAAGUAAAAUUGUAUCGAUAGAAUUUCGAAUUAUUAGAAUAAACAGCUACAUAAACGUUUCUGCCAACGAUUUGCGCGAUAUCAAUUAUUAAUUAAUUGAUAAGUAGUAAUAUCUUUCACAAAAAAUUUUAACUUUAAAUUGUGUGUGUAUUCAUUCUUUUAUAAAAUUUGAAUUUCUCUUCCCUAAAAUUAUUUUUAAAAUUUAUUAAAAAUAAUUAAUAACGAAAUGUUGCGCUAAUUAAAACAUUAUUGCUAAUUUAUAAAUUAAUAAAUUUUCCAGUUUUCAUACAUAUAUAAUAGGCAAAUGAUUCAUAAAAAAAAAGCUAAUGUAAUUAUUUUUUUGUAAGCAAUUAUUGAGAUUCCGGUAUACCUAUAUAUAUAACUACAGAUGAAUAUACGUAUUCUUCUAAUGCGAUACUCUGUUUUGUAUAGAAAAAUUAAUAAUAAGAUAUUGCAUGUAUGUGUGUAUGUAUAUAUGUGAUGUACUGUAUACUAUAUUCUUUUUAAUCAUAACAACAAUUUUAAAUUGUGAAUUUGUUUGAACUUUGUUUUGUUGAAUUUUAUUAACGUAAAACAUAUUUGAUCACGAAGCAUCAACAUAAUUGUAAAGUAAUAAUGUCACAUUUUGAAAUAAAUAAUUUU